AUGAGCCAAUACCACGGCAACGAAACAGGACAGAUUCCAGGAAAGGUUCCCGAGUCGUGGUGGGAAGGUGCAGCGAUGUUCAUGACGCUGAUCCAAUACUGGUACUGGACUGGAGAUAUUUUGGGGCCAGCUGCUAUGACAGCUGCAGAGCUGAACUUUGCUGAGAAGGAAGACCAGCCUUUGUGGCUUUCACUUGCCCAGGGUGUCUUUGACGCGCAGGUUUCGAGGUGGGAUGAGACUCGCUGCGGUGGUGGGAUGCGGUGGCAGAUUUGGCCGUUCCAGGGUGGGUAUAUCACGAAAAAUGCCAUCUCGAAUGGCGGAUUGUUCCAGCUCGCCGCGAGACUGGGCCGCUAUACUGAAAAUGAAACGUACAUUCGGUGGGCGGAGAAGAUAUGGGACUGGAGUGCCACGACGCCCCUGCUCAAGUCGGAUAACUGGACUAUUGCUGACACGACAACGCUGGGGCUGCGUACAUGUACAACCUCACCAAUGGUGCCCAGAAAUGGAGAGCUGCAAUCGACGGCUUACUCGCAACAACAUGCAACAACAUGGAGAACAUUUAUCGCCGAAGAUGCCAUGUCUGAGGUCUGGUGCGAGCAAACCAUGUCCUGUGACCGCAACAGAGACAUGUUCAAGGGCUUCCUUUCAUCCUGGCUGACAUUUACUGCCACCAUUGCCCCAUACACCGCUAGUGACAUCAUCCCCAAAAUCCAUCGAUCCGCCAUUGGAGCAGCUAGACAAUGCCUAGGCGGGCGAAGCUGUGGACGUCAAUGGAACGAGGGCGACUGGGACGGUAGCGCAACGAUGGAAUCCGACACGAGCGCCCUAAGUGUCUAUUCCUCAUCUAUGGUGGCCUUUUAA
This is a messenger RNA of Aspergillus nidulans FGSC A4, 861 nucleotides long. Its product is annotated as putative mannan endo-1,6-alpha-mannosidase dfgE. NCBI's taxonomy places the organism in Eukaryota, Fungi, Ascomycota, Eurotiomycetes, Eurotiales, Aspergillaceae. Gene Ontology annotation, biological process: carbohydrate metabolic process; carbohydrate catabolic process. The record is from RefSeq and is a predicted model, not a curated record. The transcript is spliced from 4 exons. Gene Ontology annotation, molecular function: mannan endo-1,6-alpha-mannosidase activity. The coding region runs from base 1 to 861 and encodes 286 amino acids.